AAAGGAGGGCGCGCCCCGGGAAAAGCUCGCCGCCGUCGCCGCCGGGACUCGGAAGUGCAGAGAGAGGGUUGUUGGGAACUCGUGGCGCGCGUGAACGUCGCCGCCACCGCCCGGGACAGCCCGGAGAAAUCUGAAUGUGGGAGUCGGGAGCCCGCGUGACAAGGAGUGAUGCUGCCUCGGUGGGAACUGUCUAUUUACCUGCUUGCUUCACUAGGCUUCCAUUUCUAUUCUUUCUAUGAGGUUUACAAAGUCUCCAGAGAACAUGAAGAGGAACUGGACGAAGAAUUUGAGUUGGAGACUGACACUUUAUUUGGAGGACUAAAGAAGGACCCGACAGACUUUGAGUGGAGCUUCUGGAUGGAAUGGGGGAAGCAAAGGCUGGUGUGGCUUCUCCUUGGCCACGUGGUAGCGUCUCAAAUGGCAAAGCUACUUGCAAUGAGGCACAGACCCUGGAUUCUCACGACCUAUGGAAUGUGGGCCUGCUGGUGUGUGCUGGGGGCUCCAGGCGUGGCCAUGGUUUUCCUUCACACCGUCAUCUCCUUCUGCGUGGCCCAGUUCCGGUCGCUGUUACUGUCGUGGCUCUGUUCUCUCCUUCUCCUCUCCACACUGAGGCUGCAAGGUGUGGAGGAAGUCAAGAGAAGGUGGUACCAGACAGAAAACGAGUACUACUUGCUGCAGUUCACGCUGACCGUUCGCUGCUUGUACUACAUCAGCUUCAGCCUCGAGUUCUGCUGGCAGCGGCUGCCUGCCGAGUGUGCACCCUACUCCUUUCCCUGGAUGUUGGCCUACGUCUUCUAUUACCCAGUCUUCCACAACGGGCCCAUCCUCGGGUUCCCGGAGUUCGUCAAGCAGAUGCAGCAGCCGGAGCACUGCUCCUUGAAGGCCAGCCUCCGCGUCCUCGCCCUGGGGCUGGGCCGCCUCCUGUGCUGGUGGUGGCUGGCCGAGCUGAUGGCCCACCUGAUGUACAUGCACGCCAUCUACAGCAGCACCCCACUCCUGGAGGCCGUCUCUUCCUGGGCCUUAGGAGGCCUGGCCUUGGCCCAAGUGCUCUUUUUCUAUGUGAAGUACUUGGUGCUCUUCGGCAUCCCAGCUCUGCUCAUGCGCCUGGAUGGACUAAAACCGCCACCCCUCCCUCGCUGUGUGAGCACCAUGUUCAGUUUCACGGGGAUGUGGAGGUAUUUUGACGUUGGACUGCAUAAUUUCCUAAUCAGGUAUGUGUACAUUCCAGUGGGAGGGUCCCAGCAUGGCCUGCUGGGGACACUGUUCUCCACAGCAAUGACGUUUGCAUUUGUGAGCUACUGGCAUGGCGGGCACAACUACCUUUGGUGCUGGGCAGCUCUCAACUGGCUGGGAGUCACUGUGGAAAAUGGAGUCCGGAAGCUGGUGGAGACCCCGUGUGUCCGGGACAUCUUGGCCCAAUUUCUCUCCCCACGAGCUCGCCGUCGUUUCCACGCUGCCUUUGCAUCCUGCUCCACCUCAAUGCUCAUCCUGUCCAACCUGGUGUUUCUCGGUGGAAAUCAAGUUGGGAAAACCUACUGGAACAGGAUCUUCAUACAGGAUGGAGUCUCCCAGGUGGGAAGGCCUUGGAUCACAUUUGUUGAGUCACGUACAAAAGGGGGCUAUUUGCCUUCUGAGCGUUAUCAACCACAGAAGAUCGGAAAGAUGCCAGGCAAGAUACAGGACACCUCUCACGGCUGGCCGUGGGUCACCCUCUCUGUCCUGGGAUUCUUGUACUGCUACUCCCACGUGGGCAUCGCCUGGGCCCAGACGUAUGCCAUGGACUAAUGCCGCUGGGCCCCAGGCCCACCCUCACUGCCGCCUCCAUGGCAAAUGGUGCUUCACCUGACCUCGAACCCCAAGAUAAUCUCCAAGGGACCUGUGCUUGAUCUGCUCUUUUGUUCAGGUUGCCUUACUCCAAGACUGGGAGACUGAGCUCUCAUAGAAAAUUUACAACCAGAGAAUCUUCUAACUGUGGAGCCUUAGAGAUCAUCUACCCCAACCCCAAUUUCCCUGUUGAGUAAGCUGGGGUCUGGAGCAGUACAGUGUCUUGCCCAGUACAGGUGCAGGAGGCAACAUUGUGGUCUAGAACCCAGUUCUAUGGACAUCUGGGUUCUUUCUCUUUUACCAAGAAUUAAAUAUUGGUGUUUUGUGAUUGAGUCAUAGACAUUCUGAUUCAUCAUAGGCCUGCCCUCCAGUGGAAAAAAUUUCUGAAACAUUUUGGUGAUGUCUAAGUGAUCUCUUCCCCACGUCCUGCAAGUGCAGUCUCUAAACCCAUUCUAGGGUUUGAUGCUUCAUGGUUCAUCUCUUCUGUAGGGAGGCAAUAAAGCCAUAGCUGUGCUUCUCAUUACCUAGUCAGAGAAGACAGAAGUUGUCCAUGGUAUUCCAAGAAGUCAGUAUCCAGGAAGACCUGUUAUUUGAACUUUAUCAGGGUAAUCUAGAUUUGUUUGCUUGGGUCCUAUGACUUGCAGAGAAGUAUAAAUCUGGUAGUUCCUCUACCUGAGAGUUAAUUGUUUCUCAAUAAAGAAACAGAAUUUAAAAACCCAGAGAAGAAUUUAUUCACAGACUGGUGCUAUCUGGCAAGUCACAAAAGAUUUCUUGUGGUCCUUUCUACUCUCUCCAUACAAGCCCCAGCAAGCAUCUUCCUGUAUACUUAGUGGUUUAGAUUGGUUGGUUGGUGGUUUUUCUUAUAAAAUAGGACCUUUUCGAACAUGUAGAUAAUUCACAUUUUUGUAGAAUUGUUUUGAAUAUUUUUGAGGAAAAUGUUUAAAAUCUAAACAUAAUGUGAUGGUUUGGAGGCUUUAUGGAUCCCCCCAAAAUUAUGUUCUUAAAUUUAAUCCAUUUCCUUUGGGUGUGGAUCCAUUAAAAUGAGAUCUUUUGGUGAGUAAGAUCUUAAGUUGAAAUGUGACCCACCUCAUUCUGGAUGGGUCUUAAUCCUCUUACUGGAGUCCUUUGUAAGAGGAUGAAACAAAGAGAAAGACACA
Molecule: messenger RNA, 2981 nt
Organism: Choloepus didactylus (southern two-toed sloth)
Lineage: Eukaryota; Metazoa; Chordata; Mammalia; Pilosa; Megalonychidae
Gene: HHAT
Product: hedgehog acyltransferase
Exons: 13
Coding region: 169-1785 (538 amino acids)
Biological process (GO): protein palmitoylation
Cellular component (GO): endoplasmic reticulum
Molecular function (GO): palmitoyltransferase activity
Source: RefSeq, a predicted model, not a curated record